AUGUCGUUCCCGCUGCCGCCCCGGCCGCGCCGCAGCCUGGAGGACUUCGGCCUCGGCCGCGAGCUGGGCGACGGCUCGCUGGCCACGGUGCGGCUUGCCACCGAGCACGCCUCGGGCAGGAGGUACGCGCUGAAGAUGUUUUGCCGCCAGCAUCUGAGGAGCAACCACAAGGACCGGACGGGGACGUCACCAUGGAGGAGCACUGCCUCCGCCGUCUGA
Messenger RNA from Prorocentrum cordatum, 219 nucleotides. Lineage: Eukaryota; Dinophyceae; Prorocentrales; Prorocentraceae. The record is from the annotation of a GenBank genome assembly.